This is a messenger RNA of Lottia gigantea (owl limpet), 447 nucleotides long. RefSeq lists its product as hypothetical. The transcript is spliced from 4 exons. Lineage: Eukaryota; Metazoa; Mollusca; Gastropoda; Lottiidae. The coding region runs from base 1 to 447 and encodes 148 amino acids. The record is from RefSeq and is a predicted model, not a curated record.
AUGUUUGGAGGUAACAAACCAGGAGGCUUUUCCUUUGGUGCCGCUCCAACAACAAGCACAGCCACAGGAACUGCAUCAGGAUUUUCAUUUGGAGCUCCAGCAGCACCAACACAAGCAGCUGCAACAAGUGCUGCCACUGGCGCACCAGGUGGAUUCACAUUUGGUGGUGGAAAUGCUGGUGCUGGUACUGGGCUAUCAUUUGGGAAAACACCUGCCACUUCAGGUACCAGUGGUACUGGAUUUUCCUUUGGUGCAUCAACUACUCCAGCAACAGGUCUAGGAUCAGCACCUGGAUUUUCUCUCACACAAACUGCUGCUAUUGCAGCUCCAAAACCUAAUAUUACACCUACAGUCACACCAGGGGGAGGCUUUUCAUUUAGUGGUUCUUCGCAGCCAGCUGCCUCUCUUACAGAAUGUCUUUACGUCCAUAUGAUGGUUAUUUUCUAA